UUUACAUCUCGACUCAGACUGGGUAUAUCAACUCAGAAAGAGAAGACCAAAGAUCAUCAUGUCCGUCACAACAAAAGCCACCAUUGCCUCCUUCGGCGGAAAGCUCCUGAAGCUCAGCCAUGUCGCCAAAACCACCAACUGCGAAAUGUCCUUUAACCUCUACCUUCCACCACAAGCCUACCAGAACCCAGCGCAGAAAGUCCCCGUUCUGAUAUACCUGUCCGGAUUAACCUGCACGGCGGACAAUUGCUCUGAGAAGGGCUUUUUCCAGCACGGAGCGAGCAAGAAGGGCAUUGCGGUGCUUUAUCCGGAUACUAGUCCUCGCGGUCUUGACGUCCCCGGCGAAAACGACUCGUGGGAUUUUGGCACGGGGGCUGGCUUUUACGUCGAUGCCACCAGGGAGCCCUACCAUCAUGGAUAUAACAUGUAUACGUAUGUGACGGAGGAGCUACCGGCCACGGUCUUUGCAGCGUUCCCGCAGUUGGAUUCUACCCGUGUUAGUAUUACGGGGCAUAGUAUGGGUGGUCAUGGUGCUUUAACUUUGUAUCUUCGGAACCCCGGCAAAUACAAGUCUGUUUCUGCGUUUGCGCCAAUCUCCAACCCUAUUAAUUGUCCCUGGGGUCAAAAGGCGUUUGGGGGCUACUUUGGUGAGGAUCAGCUGGCGAAAUGGAAGGAACAUGAUGCGACGGAGCUGGUGAAGAAGUGGAAGGGUCCGUUGGAUAUUCUGAUUGAUGUGGGAACCGGAGAUAACUUCUACAAGCAAGGUCAACUUCUCCCCGAGAAUUUAGAAACCGCUGCAAAGGAGGCUGGUGUGACGGGCAUCAAUGUGCGCUACCAGCCGGACUACGACCACAGUUACUAUACUAUGGCGACGUUUUCUGAUGACCAUAUUGAGCAUGCGGCCAAGUAUCUCUUUGCAUAGUGGGUUUUCCCCUCUUUACUAUCCGUGCCCCUCUGUCUGGUGGAUGAUUGGUGGCGUGUUCUGAUAUUCGUCAAGCGAUCACCGGGCGAAAUCGUUGAUAUAGAGAUAAAAUAUAGGAUUAGUCCCGGAUUGUAUACACAACGUAGGAUAUUGUCAUACCCACGGAGGGCGAGACUGUAUGCGCCGAGUGUUAUCGUACAAAGUAGAGGAUAAUGCUUGAAAUCUAAUUUGAGACCAAGGAUCGCAUUCAUCACUCAGCAAUGUUAUAGCGCAAAUCUUCCAGGCUGGGAUCGUCACCUGUUCACAACCCGCCACCCAUGUGGGAAAACACUGCAGGAGAGAAUGGCAUUAUCACAUCUACAGGGUCAUAUCUACCGAGUCCAUCACAUUUUCCUGCAUGUCGAGGGGAAACGAAGCCAUCCCAAACUCAAAUCUGGACGAGAAGUGUGUGAAAUCGAUGUGCAUACUG
Aspergillus ochraceoroseus IBT 24754 is the source of this 1391-nucleotide messenger RNA. Its product is annotated as S-formylglutathione hydrolase. The transcript has 4 exons. The coding region runs from base 59 to 922 and encodes 287 amino acids. Gene Ontology annotation, molecular function: S-formylglutathione hydrolase activity. NCBI's taxonomy places the organism in Eukaryota, Fungi, Ascomycota, Eurotiomycetes, Eurotiales, Aspergillaceae. Gene Ontology annotation, cellular component: cytosol. The record is from RefSeq and is a predicted model, not a curated record. Gene Ontology annotation, biological process: formaldehyde catabolic process.